AUGGUCAUUGAGGACACUGCCAAGUUAAAGGGAAUUUUUUCUUUUUUAUUAUUGUUAGUGUGUUUGUUGUUUGGUUGUGUUAUUGAAGUUUCAGUAGGAACAACAUAUAUAGUUGGUGAUAGUCUUGGUUGGCAAACUCCUCCUAAUGGUGUUGUUACUUUUUCCAAUUGGGCUAAUCAACAUACUUUUGUUGUUGGGGACAUUCUAGAGUUCAAUUUCAACAGCGGAGUACACACAGCAACUAGAGUAAACAAAAAUGCAUUUGAUAGUUGCAAUGCUGCAAAUCCUAUAGAUAAUGAAACAAAUGGUCCAGCAAAAUUCACUCUUAAUACUACUGGGGAUUAUUAUUUCAUUUGUACUAUCCAUUGCAACCAAGGCCAAAAAUUAACGGUCAACGUCACGUUGACCGGAUCCCCGUCCGGAAGCCCUAUUCCCGGUUCAUCUCCGUCAACACCCGGUGGUGAGUCAUCGUCUCCUCCUCCUCCUCCGUCUCCAUCUGGAUCCGUGUCAACUAGGGUGGCUGCUUUAUUUGUCAUGUUAGUGCCCAUUGUGUUAGCACUAACACUUUUGGCUUAGUGUUUGAUAUCGGAAAAUAUUUGUUUUGAGUGUUUGAAGUUAGUUUUAUAAAUAAACAGUUAUGUGUGUGGUUUGAAGUAUUGAAUAUGAUAAUAAGCGGUUGAUGUGUUUGAUGAAAAAAUAUUUGAUAAAUUACUUAAUAAUAGUAUGUUG
Messenger RNA from Solanum tuberosum (potato), 729 nucleotides. RefSeq names its product umecyanin-like. Gene Ontology annotation, molecular function: electron transfer activity. The record is from RefSeq and is a predicted model, not a curated record. NCBI's taxonomy places the organism in Eukaryota, Viridiplantae, Streptophyta, Magnoliopsida, Solanales, Solanaceae. The coding region runs from base 1 to 576 and encodes 191 amino acids. The transcript has 4 exons. Gene Ontology annotation, cellular component: plasma membrane.